This is a messenger RNA of Harpegnathos saltator (Jerdon's jumping ant), 828 nucleotides long. RefSeq lists its product as uncharacterized. The record is from RefSeq and is a predicted model, not a curated record. Bases 1 to 828 code for a protein of 275 amino acids. The transcript is spliced from 3 exons. Lineage: Eukaryota; Metazoa; Arthropoda; Insecta; Hymenoptera; Formicidae.
AUGUUGGGACGCAUCAUCGCUGACCGCCUCGUCCAACAUCUGACCCUGGAGGGGCCAGAUCUUCACGGCAACCAGUACGGGUUCAGGCCCGGACGGUCCACGCUGGACGCGAUCCAGCACAUCCAGGACCUGACCUGUACCGCCGUGGAGGAGGAGGGCGGGGUGUUACUCGCGGUGUCGUUGGAUAUCACCAACGCGUUUAACACCCUGCCCUGGCCGGAGAUUGGACGGGCCCUGGAAUACCACGGGGUGCCCGUCUAUCUCCGCAUUCUGGCGGCGUACUUCAGGGACAGGGACCUCGCCUACUCUGGGAGAGGCGGGGUCCAAGACCGGCGGCAAAUGGAACGCGGUAUUCCGCAAGGCCAAUGGGGAUUCGGGCCACAUUUCAGGCACCUGGCCCCUCGGGUCCGCAAAGCAGGCAUGGCCUUGGUCGGCCUGAUGCGGACCCAGGUGGGCCCGGGAUGGCGGGCUCGCCGCCUGUACACGGGUGUCGUGCUCUCGAUCGCCCUGUACGGGGCACCUAUUUGGGCGCACCCGGUGCUAAAGCUCCGCGAAAGGGAGGGGGGACUAACGGCCAGAGAUUUGGAGGCCCUGGAGGCCCAAACCCGUGUCCGGGUCUUCGACAAGUGGUCUGCCGAGUUGGCAUAUCCGCGAGGAUUCGGGCGCCAGACGGCCGAGGUUGUCUGCCCCUGCCUACCAGAGAUUGUGGGCAUGCGGGGGCGUGAACUGUCCUUCCACUUGGUGGUACUAACGGGGCAUGGUUGCUUCGGAAGGUACCUGCACCUAAUAGGGAAGGAACCCUACUUAACCAUACCUACCGUAACCUAA